Molecule: messenger RNA, 3119 nt
Organism: Daphnia magna
Lineage: Eukaryota; Metazoa; Arthropoda; Branchiopoda; Diplostraca; Daphniidae
Exons: 5
Coding region: 1189-2499 (436 amino acids)
Source: RefSeq, a predicted model, not a curated record
UAGACGCCCAAAACAACAAGAGAGAGGGAGAGGAGAACCAACUACAAAAUCUUACUGCUUUGGGCUUUUUAACGUGUGUGUGUGUGUGUGUGUGUUGCUGCGUGUCUCGUUUUGGUUUGUGUGUAGCUUCAACUCGUUUCUGACUGAUUUAUUGGACUAGACAUUUAGUUUUUUUUUUACUUUUGAAACGCAAUCAUCAUCGCGUCCGGGCUAGUUUGGACAAGUUUUCGAAGCACAACGUCCAACGAAAGAAACGCGUCGAGUGACUUUGGCACGAUAAUCUAUCGAUUUAUCGACUUGAAUGUGAACACUGAGUUUGAACAGUGGGGGGUAUUUAAACAUUAUAUAAACUCUAACCCAAGGAGAGAAGACAAAAACAAAGGCAGAACAGGUCUAUAUCUAUUUCUUUGUCUCCAAAACAGAAACUCGUUGAAACAAACGAUAACAAGUGCACAGCGUAAAAAGAAUCACACGGUUUUUUUUUUUUUUUUUAAGUGCGUUGUGGUUUUCCUCCCUCUUUUAAACAACAACAACAAAAAAUUGAAUCUAGAACAACUUAAAUGACGACCCGACCCCUGAAAAUUGCGUGGACACCUAUAAAGAACGACGGAUGGGAAGAGAGGGGACACCUCUUUGCUGAAAGCAUCUGUGCGUCGCCAUCGUCCGACCUGCUCAUCGUUUGGUUGCGUGUAGUCGAGAGAAAGUGAACGAUUCGAAUCAAGAAAGUUGCCUGCAAAAAAAAAGAGAACACAAUCUAAAGAAAUAGCCGCUGCUAUUGAAAAUAGUCGGUGACUUUGGCUCUGCUUUCCUAUACCAGUUUUAUGGGUGUUGUCCCCCUUCAGUGAAUAUUCGAUUAUCAUCUACAGCCCUUUCUUUAUGGGAACUGUACCACCUUCACCUUCUUACAAAAAAACAACGCUGUACUUGCUUCUAUUCUUAUUAGAGGCUCUAGUGUCGUCGAAGAAAGUGCUUCUUUUUUUAGCCGAGUGCAGCAGUGGGGAUCGUGAACAAAAAAACCGAGGGGAAGGAUGUUACGCUCAUUGAGGAUUGUUAUUAUUAUACUCUCCGUGGCCUAAUGACACGAGAGAAAUAUGGUAAUGAAAGUGACUCUUGACCCUUAAACUUCGCGUCUUUUCUUUCUUCCCACAACAACAAACACGCUGUUUUCUCUCUGUGAGCGCUUUCACCAUGUCGACGACGAACAAUCGCGCGGCGGAGCGUUCCAAACCGUCAACAGCCACCAUCAUCAAAAUGACAGAUUGGAGUCCUAUCCGAGAGCCGUCAGCAGUAACAGUUGCUGCCGCCACAGUUGCCGCUACCGCCGUCGUUUGGAUGGACUCUACAAGAUUGGAGCCUCCGCCGCCACGGCAAAAACGCUCCACUCCUCAACCAGUAAUCUCGAACCUGGACGAGGCGCGACAGAUGAUUGCCCGGCUAACCGAACGAAACACUGCGCAAGGUCACCUCCUGCAAGCAUGGAAACACAGACUCAAACAACAGAACGAAGCACUUUUCGGGCUGCAUCGGGCACGUGAGGAACAAAUGCGGUUGUUGACCUCGCAACUCCUCCUCUUGGAAGCCAACCUACGCGCAAAGCAGGGAAAGAUUGAUGGGUUGUUGAACCAACGCGACCGGAUCAUCAGCGGUCAGCAGGAGACGAUUCGUUCGCUGGAAAGGGAGUUGGAUCGUUGCCGAAAUAGCGUCGCGUCCGACGAGUCAAACGAGCAACAACAAACAGCCUCGUUGGUUGCAGUCAACCGACCGCAAUCUCUGGCCACGUUGACAGAUCAUCAUCAUCAUCAGCCGAAUUGCGGCGAAAUACAAAACGAGUCAUCCACCUGUCCGUCCAAGGACGACAAUUCAACAACUCAACUUCAAGUACGAGUUCUAGGCAGAGAGCAAGGAGAUGAGAGUCUCGACGACAGCGAUAGCGCCGUUGUUAUCGACGACGAUCACAGGCACUCGCCCACGUUCGCCCAAAAUCCUCAGCAAGUCAGAAUCAUCCGGAGCAUCUCGGACGUGGUGGAUUCAUCCCGGGCCGGCCUCACCAUUUUCAGGGAAACUACAAAACAGCCGGGCAUCCUGAAAUCCGCUCGAUUGGUGCGCAAUCAUCAGCGGAGGGUCAUGUUCCUUCAGCCGGAAGAGCCGGAGGUGGAAGAAGAGGACGAAGAGGAAGAAGAUUCGAUGGAGAAUAGCAGCAGCAGCGAGGAUUCGCCGUUCAAUAAACGCGGCCACAAAACAUUCCUGCGAGGCUCUUUCGAGCGGAUGCCCGUCAAUCAAGAGUCUAGUAGCAGCCGCGGAUCGGGUUUAUCUUCGUCGUCGUUUUCUCUGCGGGCAGCAAGUCUUUGCAGCAACCACCGAUCUGUCACCAGACCGCGUGAUGUCAAAUUCAAAAAGAACAAUAAAUGUCCGUGGAAGUCGAAUUCGGUCGAUGGAUGUUCGUCAUCGACUCCAUCAUCGUCGCAGGAAUUUCAAGUAUCCUGCUCUCACCAGGUUUGAUGCACGUCAAAACAAUGAAAACUAUAUAUCAUUCCAUUCUUUGUGUUGUGUGUUUGUUGUUGCACGCCAAAGUGUCACUCUGCGUACACUGAGAUGUAUUUGUUAGUACAGAUUUUCAGUUUCUUUGGGCUAACACAACACACAUUCCGAUAUGAUAUUGAUUAAGAAAUCUGUGCUUUAGUUUUUGUUUUUAAGGAAUUGCUAUCCCACGAUCUAGGGUAUGGGGUUUAAUCGUUGCGUGUACGUCUUUUGUGGUGUAUAUAUUUUCAAGGAAAAGAUUGGCCUUGCAAAACAAAAAAUGGGAAUAGAAAAGUCGUUCUAGAUUGUAGUCGGUGCGUGGGACCGUGACAGACGAAAAUAGCAGGUUUAAUGAUCCGAGUAAAUUCGAUAGAUGAUAAUAAUCGAUUAACGUCGGCAAUACGAGUCAUAUCAACCUAUUAUUAUUAUUUUGCAUUAUUAUUAUUAUUAUUAUUGGGUAUAGAGGUCACGAAAAGAGGCAUAUUUGUAUUUUACACUCACAGACACUUGAUUGUAUAAAAUUAUUUUAUUCUCCUCCAAAUCAUGUUUGUAAGUUUUGAUAGCUUUUUGUGUGUGCAAAAUAAAUAAAAAUUUUCUCUUUA